AUGGGUAGGAAGUGCCGAAAUUUGAUUGGCAUUUGUUCCGGAGCCAUAGCUGGUUCCUAUUUGUUUGUAAAAAGAGAACAUGAAAAAUGCUCUCUCCCUAGGGAUACUAAAUUUAUUAUCCCAGAUAAACUUAAAAGCAGAAGUGAUAUGAUUAAAAGUUUGAAGAGUGAUAAAUUUGAUGUUCUCGUUAUCGGAGGUGGAUGUACAGGAACAUCUGUGGCUCUGGAUUGCGCUACCAGAGGUUUAAAAUGCGCUUUGGUGGAAGCGAAUGAUUUUUCUUCUGGAACAACUUCAAAGAGCACGAAGCUACUUCAUGGUGGUAUCAGAUAUCUGGAGAGCGCUCUUUUGCAUUUGGAUUUAAAGGAACUUCAAUUUGUUUGGAAGGCAUUAGAAGAAAGGGCGCACUUGAUUGGUACUGCGCCGUUUGCGAAUUCUCCUGUUCCUAUUGUAAUGCCUAUAUAUCAAUUGUGGCAGCUUCCAUACUUUUGGAUCAAUAUUAAGAUCUAUGAAGUUCUGGCUCGCUUCUUCUGCUGCAAUGAAACAAGGAUUCCUUCCUCUUUCUUUUCUGGAAAAUCGAAUGCUGUCUUCAAUUUUCCUGGAAUAAGGCCAGAUGGUCUCUUGGGUGCAGUUGUGUAUUAUGAUGGACAGCAUAAUGACUCUCGUACCAACGUUUUGAUGGCUUUGACUAGUACGAUUGAUGAAUAUGUCCCAGGUCAAGUCGGUUCUACUAUAGGAAACUACUUGAAAGUUGAAGAAUUGCUAAAGGACAGUACAGGAAAAGUUAAUGGAGCCUUGGUGUGUGACGUUCUUACUGGUGAAACUUUCACUGUAAAGGCUGAUGUAGUUGUCAACUGCGCUGGCCCGUUUGCUGAAAAAAUUAAAAAAUUGAGCUUACCUGAGAGUAAAUUGAACAUUUUGCAUUCAAGAGGAACACAUGUUACCCUUCCUGCUAAAUACUGCCCUACUCCAUACGGACUUAUUAUUCCGAAAACCAGCGAUGGAAGAGUACUUUUUAUCCUUCCAUGGCAAGGCAAUACUAUUGUUGGAACAACUGAUAAUAAAGAUGAAUUGCAGGCUAAUCCUUUGCCGCAGGUUCAGGACGUUGAUUUUAUAUGCAAGGAUGCUUCAAAGUACAUGAAUUGCGACGCCAGUCAAAUAAAGGCUGAUAUUAAAUCCACAUGGUCUGGUCUUAGACCUCUCCUGAAGGGUGUUGAUGAAGUUAAUCAAACAGGAAAACUGUCUCGUGGCCACGUUAUUGAAGUUGAUGAAAGUGGACUUGUUAACGUGUACGGUGGAAAAUGGACAAUUUGCAGACUAAUGGCACAGGAAUGUGUAGACAAGGUUGUUAAGCACUUUCCUAGUGUUACAAAGGGGAGCUAUGCAUGCCGAACUCGUAAUAUGGUAUUACUUGGAACACAUAAUAAAGAAGGUGUAUCAGAUAUCGAUGACAUAAAACCAAGAUUUAAUAGGUUGAGUUCUGUUAUAACGGAGAAAUAUGGUUUGGAUUCAACAGUAUCUAAUCAUUUGGUAGAAAGCUACGGUUACAAGGCAUUGGAUGUAUGUGAGUUAUCCAAAGAGAUGGGUUUACUCAAGCCUAUUCAUGAAGAACAUCCUUACAUCAUGGGUGAGGUAGUUUAUGGUAUCAGAAACGAAAUGGCAUGCAAACCAAUAGACAUUUUGGCCAGAAGAACCAGAUUGGCAUUCAAGGACGUACACGCGGCAGUUUCAUCCCUCGGCUUGGUCUGUGACCUGAUGGGAAAAGAACUUUCAUGGUCUGCAGAGACUAGAGAACAGUUACACAAGGAGGCCACAGCAUAUCUAAAGGACAUGAUGGUCCCAAGUUAA
This is a messenger RNA of Theileria equi strain WA, 1845 nucleotides long. Its product is annotated as glycerol-3-phosphate dehydrogenase, putative. Gene Ontology annotation, biological process: glycerol-3-phosphate metabolic process. Gene Ontology annotation, molecular function: glycerol-3-phosphate dehydrogenase (quinone) activity. The transcript is spliced from 2 exons. The record is from RefSeq and is a predicted model, not a curated record. The coding region runs from base 1 to 1845 and encodes 614 amino acids. Gene Ontology annotation, cellular component: mitochondrion; glycerol-3-phosphate dehydrogenase (FAD) complex. NCBI's taxonomy places the organism in Eukaryota, Apicomplexa, Aconoidasida, Piroplasmida, Theileriidae.